Glycine soja is the source of this 3693-nucleotide messenger RNA. RefSeq lists its product as uncharacterized. Lineage: Eukaryota; Viridiplantae; Streptophyta; Magnoliopsida; Fabales; Fabaceae. The transcript has 6 exons. Bases 1117 to 3423 code for a protein of 768 amino acids. The record is from RefSeq and is a predicted model, not a curated record.
UAUCUUGAUCAUCUUGAAUCUUCUUGGACUUGCUUUGAUUUUUCUUUGGUUUUCUUUGAUUUUUGUUCUUCUGGGGUUUAUGGGGUAUCACAAAACUGCUUCUUUGUUUUUUUUUUUUCUUUCUAUUUUUUCUUGGAUUUUCGGUUUUUUAAGGUUCUACUUUAGAAUAGCUUAAAGGAAAUAAAUUUAAAAAAUAAAAAAAAUAACACCGUUGUUGCUUGUGGUAGAUGGCAACUUAAAAGCUUUGAGGGGUUUUCGGUGAAUGUGUGUCUUGCAAGUCUGCGUUUUUAUUUUCUUUUAAUCAACGUUUUUCUUUUUCUCUUCAUGUUGAUCGUUUCUGAAGAAACCUUCUGUAUAUGGGCAUUGAUUACUAUAACUUCAGCUUGAAAAUUGGCUCAGAUGGAUGGUUUAUUCAACUUUUAUUCCUUAUUUUUUUUCUUUGAGGUAUUUUCAACUUUAUUACCUCAUUUCCUUUUCCACCCUAUUGUUGAUUGAUCAAAAUUCAGUUCCAUCCUUUCUCAAGGAUUAACAUCUGAAGUUAGCCUUUUUUUUUUUUAAUAUGAAUCUUAUGUUAAGUGAAAAUAUGUUUAUCUAAUGCAACCAAUGAAGUGGGAAGCUUGAGAAAAUUGCACUGAUUUGGUUACCUACCAUGAAUUGUUUGGGAUUCAUCUGCUGCCAGUACGGAGGUCGAGAGAUCUGUUCUUGUUGUCGUUCUUGGAUGUAUAUUAUCAUGUCCUGGACUUUUUCUGUAUGCCCUGCAAAGGAAAUGAUGAUUGCAAUGUCUCAAAUGCGGAUGCCACUGAUGGAUACAUGACAGUUGGAACUUGGAAAUUCUUAUAGGUUUAGAAUUACUUGAUCAGAAUGAUAGCAUUUCAAUUGUAAUUGUAGUUGCUGAUAGGUAGAUUGAAUGGUUGAGUAGUGUAAAACUGGUAAGGGUUGGAGGCUAGGGUUGCAGUUGUAAGUUGAUAGCCGUGUGUCUUAGCAUUAUCAUCUGGUAAGCAAAAAUGGUGAAAUGAACAUUUAAGACCUUGCCGAGGGACCACAUUGGUAAUUUCAAGCUAGUUUUUCAUCUCCUUAGGUUGAUCAAGAUCAACAUUGUUGAAUUAAAUAUUAGUGAUGGGCUUGCCACAGAUUCCCCCAAAUGAAACUGCUGAAAAGGUUGCACUUGUGGGUGCAGCUUUAACUAGCUCGCCACAUUUUUCUGAUGCAAGCCCCUCUGCCAUAAACAGCUUGAACAGUGUAAACACUGGUGGGUUGGCUGGGUGUACUCUGGGAUCUUCAUUUGAUGAUUUCCCGAAGAAUGCCUCCUUAGAAAUUUCAAAUGUUUCUGACGAUACAUUUUAUAGAGGAGCCAUGGAAGUCGCUUCCAAUGUCCACAGUUUGAAGAUUGGUUCAACAGAUAAAAGUACACCUUUUGCUCCAAAAAGUGGACGCAAUGUUCAUAUUCCUGCUUUAAGGGUUGUUGGUUUUGAAUCAGGCCAAACUAAUACUUCAACCGAUGGUUUGGCUGAUGUUUCAGUUGUAAAUCUUCAUUCUUCCGUUUCUACUAAUUUCCCAGCCAAUGACAACGAGUCAGCCAGUUCAUUGGUCAGGAAGCGACUUUUAUCUCCACUGAGCAGUAUCCUCUCCCCAAGUCAUUUCAAAGGUGAUCCUCUUGACAUUGGCUGCAGAAAUAAUGAGACUGGAUCCCUUGUUAAGAAUGACAAUGUUAGAAAUUCCAUUGCACAUGAUAAUAAGAAGGCAAAUAUUGGAAGUAAAAGCAGUUAUACAAUGUCUUCUUGGUCCUUGACAAAUUGCUUGGAGCAAAGAAUCGUGCCACACAGUACAGAAUCCUUUUUUCAAAGUGAUGGUCCUUUGAAGGAAAAUAGAGGACUUCUGUCUCAGGGUAGUUCACCCACUGCUGGAAUUGAUCACUUUAGUGAAUUGAGUCAGGUUAGGCCUCAAAGUGGCAUAACAUCCAUAUCUCCUAAAAAUGUGAGCUCUCCUCUGUCCUUGUCACCUCUUGGUCGUAAAUUCUCGGAAAGAAUAAAAACUGCUGGAGGAUGUAGGAAUGUUGUUGAAGAGAUAAAGAAUUGCAAUAUAACUUCAAGGAGUAUAGAACAAUCACUUGACAAUUCCAAUUCACGCCUCAUGUUAAAUUAUAAGGAUGAUGAUUCCAGAGUUGUACGCAAAUCUUUUGAUGAUGUUGAAUUCUUAUGCAAAGAUUUCUGUCCAUCUUCUCUGGAUGACAUUGCCGACAUGAGUUGGCCACUAUGUCAAGAAUCAGCUCCCACUUCUCACUCGAUGAGAUUCACUAGAAGUUUGAGUGGGCUUUCGGUCAGGAGGUCUUUAGUUGGUUCAUUUGAGGAGUCUCUUUUAUCUGGCCGGUUCUUAUCUGGAAACAAUAGCAAGAAAAUUGAUGGUUUUCUUGCUGUGCUAAGCAUUACUGGGGGGAACUUUUCUCCUAAAUCUCAGAAGCUUCCAUUUUCUGUUACUAGCGUGGAUGGAGAUUGCUAUCUACUGUAUUAUGCAUCAAUAGAUCUUGCAGGAAAUUCCUCUUCAAACAAGUUUAGAGGCCAAUUGCUUGGAAAAAAUGAUUCCCAAAUUGUAAAAAGCCGUUUGCGUAUACCAAUGAAGGGACGGAUUCAACUGGUGCUAAGCAAUCCAGAAAAGACUCCUCUUCACACUUUCUUUUGCAACUAUGAUUUGAGUGACAUGCCAGUUGGUACCAAAACAUUCUUGCGCCAGAAAGUCACCCUUGAAUUGACUGGCUCUACUUCCCCUCAGUUGAAACAGAGAUCAACAGGUUUAAACAGUGGAAUUGACAAGGGGAUUCCAUCAAUGCAAAAGAAUCAUGACAUCUCAUGUGAUGGAGAAGUAAUGCAUACAGAUGCAGCUAAUGUUAUAAAUAAAACAAAAUCUACAAAUCAGGGAAAUGGAAAGGGUUCUAGCUUGUUGAAUUUAAUAAACAAAGAGGAUUCUUUGAAGCAAUCUUUGAAAACAAAAACACUGGGAGCCCCUUCCUCAGUGAAGCUUGAUUAUGAGUGUAUUACUGAUAAAUGUGAGAGGAAUGAAAGAAAGGAGUGUUGGGAUAAAACAUGUCAUGAAUCAGGGAAACCACUAAAUUCCUGUUCAAAGGUGAAGGACAAUUCUAGUAGUGGGGGUCCUCUUCGUUAUGCUCUCCACCUACGCUUUAUUUGCCCUAUUCCUAAAAAGACCAUCAGAUCAGCUCAAAAAAGCAAAAAUAAUUCACUUCAAGAAAAAUCUAGAUUGGACAUGGAAGGGGAACGAAGAUUCUACUUAUGUAAUGAUUUGAGGGUUGUGUUCCCUCAACGUCAUUCUGAUGCCGAUGAGGGCAAGGUGCAGGCAGAUAAGAUUGAUGUCUUGGUUUGUGUGUAUUGUGCAAUUUGGAAUCUAUUUGUUCGCAUUUCUUGGUCCUCCUAGUCUCUGACAAAGGUCUAUUGUGGUUUGUUUGGCAGUUGAACGUGGAAUACCAUUUCCCUGAAGAUCCAAGAUACUUUGACAUCAACUGAAAAUUCUAGUUUAACCCCUCAAAAAAAACAUGCUGCUUUUGCUGACCCUCUAGUACAUAAUCACAAGUUUGUCUUCAUGACUCAUGUCCUCUGGAAAAAUAGUACUAACCCUUUUCCUGAUGUAAAUACUUAAACAAUUUCAAUAAUUUAAUGGGUUAACUAUUUUCAAUUGCUGACUUAA